Engraulis encrasicolus (European anchovy) is the source of this 3457-nucleotide messenger RNA. RefSeq names its product sushi domain containing 2 (gene susd2). Lineage: Eukaryota; Metazoa; Chordata; Actinopteri; Clupeiformes; Engraulidae. Bases 318 to 2744 code for a protein of 808 amino acids. The transcript has 15 exons. The record is from RefSeq and is a predicted model, not a curated record.
UCAAUAUAAGCCACCUUCUCUGCAAGCCACCUUCUCUUCUGAAACUAGUUCUUCGGCUUAGUUAUUCGUAACCAAAUAGCUAAACUCUUCAUCUCUGUCAGUGUCUUCAUCAUCCUCACUCACAACUUGAUGGGAAAUUAAGUGGAAAGGGGAGGGGAAACGCUUCCAUCUCAGUCAAGGCAACUUCCUCUAAUAAUAUGUAACCAAAAAGACCUUUGCUACUGACACUCAUGCACAGUCAGGUUCAAAACACCAUGCAUGCGCUAUUACGCAUGUGAAUAUCAUCACCUGCUGAGAUACAACCAACACCAAGAGACAUGACAAACCAUUCAAAGAAGAUUGUAGAUUCAUGUUCCUUCUUCUUCUGUCUCAUUCUGCUGAUGUCAGCUGCAACUGAUGGGUCAUCAUGUAAGGGCCCGUGCCUACAGGUCUCCCCCCACUCCGGCUCCAUGCUGGGAGGUGCAGACUUCACCCUGCUGCUCCACCCUGACUUGCAGAAAGCCGAUACUGUACUUUGCAGGUUCAAAGGCUCUGUGGACACGGUGGGAUAUGUAGAUGGAGACGGUGUUGGCCACUGUAUUUCUCCACUCCUCUAUGAAACUGGCUGGAUUCCAUUUGAACUUCUAAUAAACAAUGUUAAUAAACAAAGGGGCAAAUGGCUAUCAGUGCACCACAGCAAGAUGGAUGCUGCGUUUAAAGUGACCCUGGUUAACGCCACACAGUGGCAGUACUACGGCACUCCGAACACAGGGGGAACCCUACGCAUGACGUGGAACUCAUCACUCAUCAGGGCUGAGAGCGUGGACGUGGAACUGUGGGGUUACGAGGAGACAGGUGAGCCAUACAGUGACUCCUGGGUGCCCGGGUGGCAGUAUCUGUACUCUGUGGGGCGUGCGGUGCCCAACAACGGGGCCUUCAGCUUCGUGCCCAGCCCAGCCAAGGACCCUCACUGGAGGUGGGAGAUGGGCAGCAUCAGAGUUAGUCCCAGCUCAAGCACUGAGGGACAGAGUGGUGUGAACGCCCUGUGGAGUGGGGCUCAUGCUCUGGCCUGGCACCUGCAGCAGGCCUUCAGGGACGACUCGGCGCGCUGGGCCACUGACAAGUGCCUGUCCUGGGACACCGCAGAGGAGAAGCUGCCCGACUUUCUGUCCGAGAUCCCAGACUGCCCCUGUACGCUCGCCCAAGCUCGCGCAGACACCGGCAGAUACCAUACCGACUAUGGCUGUGACAUUGAGAAAGGGAGCAAGUGCACCUAUCACCCCGGAGCUGUUCACUGUGUGAGAGCCAUACAGGCCAGUCCUAAAUACGGAGCGGGUCAACAGUGUUGCUAUGACAGUGCUGGUGUCCAGGUGUUGACGGGUGACUCCAUAGGGGGCAGCACGCCGGACCGGGGCCACGACUGGGGCGCUCCGCCGUACGUCCGGCCACCCCGUGUCCCCGGCCUGUCCCACUGGAGAUACGACGUGCUCAGUUUCUACUACUGCUGCCUGUGGUCUGACAACUGCCAGUACUACUUCAAACACAGGCCCUCCAGCGACUGCAGAGCCUACAGGCCUCCUAAAGCAGCCUCAGUUCUUGGCGACCCCCAUUUCAUCACGUUUGAUGGCAGCACCUACACCUUCAACGGGCGGGGGGAGUACCAACUGCUGUCCUCCCCAGACAAAGGCCUGUUUGUUCAGGGCAGGACGGGACCGGUGAAACUGGAGAACGGCACCCUAGCGAAGGCUACCCAGCUCACCUCUGUGGCCAUGAGGGAGAACAGCUCUGACAUCAUAGAGGUGCGACUCUCCACAGAUGGCUCAGGUGUGACUCAUCAUCCAGACACCUUACAGGUGCUGAGGAACCAGGAAGUGCUCUCCUUCACCGAGCAGAGCUGGAUGGACCUACAAGAUGUGUUUGUGUUCUCGGGCACCCCUGGCAACGUGACCGUAAUGUUCGCGUCGGGCGCCGGGGUGGAGGUGAGGGCUCGAGGGGUAACCAUGACGACCACUAUCCUGCUGCCCAUGGAGUUCGCCAACCAGACUCAGGGGCUUCUGGGUAGGAUGAAUGAUGAGGCGGGCGAUGACCUCGUGUCCAGCGAUGGGCAUAUCUAUGACGCCGGCCAGAGCAGCUCAGAGGAACUCUUUGGCUUCGGCGCCACCUGGGCGAUAGCCAAUGAGUCGAGUCUGUUCACCUACGACUCUGCCUAUCUGACGGAUCACUACCUCCAUGUCUCCAAACACGACCCUGACUUUGUUCCAGUGUUUUCCCCGCCUGAGGAUCCCAGCGACCAGCUGUGGAGUGACAUGACCAGGAUCUGCUUUGGCGACGGAGCUAGCUUCUGCAAAUACGACACCUUGGUCACUGGCAGCCUGAACACGGGCAACGCCACCAUCAGUGCCGUCCGUACCCACAUGGCUCUGGCCAAUGACCUCUCGCCAGUGGUGGCCUGUGGCUUCCUGGCUGCGCCGGCGCGGGGGGAGAAGCAGGGCUCCGUCUACCUGGAGGGCUCCCAGGUGAGCUUCACCUGCCCCAGCGCUCACGUGCUACUGGGCUCCCCGCUACGCACCUGUCAGGACAACGGAGAGUGGUCAGGCGACAUCACACACUGCGUCUCAGACAACGUGGAGGGCAUCAUAGUAGGCUGCGUGAUGGCAGCGGCGGCCCUGACGACUCUACUGGUGGCCAUUACGCUUUACAACCGGAAGCGAAAAAGGGCGAGGCAGGAGAAACAAAAAGGAGCUGUGGCAUUUCGACAAAUCUGAUGAUAUCAAAAGAGGCCAACGUGAACAGUAUUUUGUAAUCAUAUUUUUCACAUUUCUGUUCCCACUUUUUAGAAUAAUUUUGUUGUACAGUAUGUGUGGUUUUAUUUGUGGUAAUGCAUUGUUUUAUCAGGAUAAUAUUUUGGUGUAUUUUAAAUAUGAUUUAAAUAUGAUUUUGAUUACUUAUUGGUUAGGUCAUUAUGUUAUUUUUCCCUGUCUAUGUUCAACCAGUGUACAAAGAUACACACACAGUCAAAAUAAUGCCUUGUUCAGAACCGGUGUCAGUUGAGUAUUCAAAUGAUAUGUCAAUGGGCGUGUUUACAUGCACAUUAAUAAGUCCGACAGGCGGACAAGGUGCGUCCGUCUAUGCACUGCUGCCUUGUGGACACAGAAGGGAAUUUCAAUUCAAAGAAUGCAUUUCAGACAGACGGACGGACAUACCCUCUUAUAGAGAUGCUAGGAUGCAUCUAAAAGUUAUCUGAUUAUUCAAGUGCUUAUGUAAAGGGAAUAAACAAAAACCCAUGAUCCGUUUAUUGACAUUUUUGAGGUUCAUGAGAACGUUAAUUAGGAAUUUGUCGUUCUAGAAUCGUGAAGGGCAGCCGUUUGUGAGGAGAGGGUUGCCUGUUCGAAUCUCAUUCUUUCCUCCCCCCCUGCCACCUCCUGCUAUGGCUGAGCCAGGCGCCUAAUAACCCCAAAUUGCUCCAAUACCCUGUAUC